Molecule: messenger RNA, 804 nt
Organism: [Torrubiella] hemipterigena
Lineage: Eukaryota; Fungi; Ascomycota; Sordariomycetes; Hypocreales; Clavicipitaceae
Source: the annotation of a GenBank genome assembly
AUGGAUGAAGAGGAUUUCUAUGGAACAGGAGACCUUUUAGAGGAUCCCGAGGGUUACCUGCCUCCGACACCGCCGCCUACCAAGCAGACAUUCACACUUGGUAGUGGAAAGGAGCUUGUUCUUCAUCUAGUCGGCAGCAGCCCUACGGAGGCACACCACCUAUGGAAUGGCGCCAAGAUUAUAUCAGACUUCUUCGAGAAGGAUCCGAGCCGCGUCCGCGGUAAGACUGUGCUAGAGCUGGGUGCUGCAUCUGGGCUGCCGUCAUUGGUGGCCGGCCUUCUUGGCGCUAAGAGAGUCAUCAUGACCGAUUACCCGGAUCUGGACCUGAUACAGAAUAUGCAAAAGAACAUUGAUGAAUGCGAUGCUUCUUGCGAGACGCCUGGGCAUAUCGCCGAUACUGUUAAGGCACUUGGUUUCAUCUGGGGCCGAGACUCGGCUCCCCUGUUGGAGGCCUUGAAUGCGACGUCGGGGCCGGAAGCAACAUCACAAGCUGGCAGCGGCAACAAGUUUGACGUAUUGAUCCUGGCCGAUCUCCUCUUCCGCCACUCGGAACAUGGGGCACUGGUGAAAACCAUUAAGGAGACAAUGCGUGAAUCUCCAGACAGUGUAACCUAUGUCUUCUUCACGUCGUACCGACCCUGGAAGCGGGAGAAGGAUAUGGCCUUUUUUGAUGUUGCGCGCGAGGCUGGCCUCAAGGUUGACAACGUACAAGAAACAAAGCUUGACAAGCCGUUGUUUGACAACGACCCUGGAGACUUGGAUAUACAAAAGACUGUGAGCGGGUUCGAGGUGCGGUGGCCGUAA